AUGGGAGAUAACAAUACAACAAGAAAUGAAAGUGGAGGCGAGGAACGAAGGGGACGGAAGAGGCAGGAACGAAGGGGACGGAAGAGGCAGAAACGUAGGAGACGGAAGAGGCAGGAACGAAGGGGACGGAAGAGGCAGGAACGUAGGAGACGGAAGAGGCAGGAACGUAGGAGACGGAAGAGGCAGAAACGUAGGAGACGGAAGAGGCAGGAACGAAGGAGACGGAAGAGGCAGGAAAGUAGGAGACGGAAGAGGCAAGAACGUAGGAGACGGAAGAGGCAGGAACGUAGGAGACGGAAGAGGCAAGAACGUAGGAGACGGAAGAGGCAAGAACGUAGGAGACGGAAGAGGCAAGAACGUAGGAGACGGAAGAGGCAAGAACGUAGGAGACGGAAGAGGCAGGAACGUAGGAGACGGAAGAGGCAAGAACGUAGGAGACGGAAGAGGCAGGAACGUAGGAGACGGAAGAGGCAGGAACGUAGGAGACGGAAGAGGCAAGAACGUAGGAGACGGAAGAGGCAAGAACGUAGGAGACGGAAGAGGCAAGAACGUAGGAGACGGAAGAGGCAGGAACGUAGGAGACGGAAGAGGCAAGAACGUAGGAGAUGGAAGAGGCAAGAACGUAGGAGACGGAAGAGGCAGGAACGUAGGAGACGGAAGAGGCAAGAACGUAGGAGACGGAAGAGGCAGGAACCUAGGAGACGGAAGAGGCAGGAACGUAGGAGACGGAAGAGGCAGGAACGUAGGAGACGACAAAUCUAA
Molecule: messenger RNA, 762 nt
Organism: Procambarus clarkii (red swamp crayfish)
Lineage: Eukaryota; Metazoa; Arthropoda; Malacostraca; Decapoda; Cambaridae
Product: trichohyalin-like
Source: RefSeq, a predicted model, not a curated record